GGUGGCUGCGGCGUGGGGGCUGAGAGUUAAUAAAAGUAUCCAUGGAGAACAAUGAAAAUUCAGUGGAUUCAAGAUCCAUUAAAACUUCAGAGACAAAGAUCUUACAUGGAAGCAAACCAAUGGACUCUGGAAUAUCCUUGGAUGAUAGUUACAAAAUGGAUUAUCCUGAAAUGGGUUUAUGUAUAAUAAUUAAUAAUAAGAACUUUCAUGAAAGUACUGGGAUGGCAUGUCGGUCUGGUACAGACGUAGAUGCAGCAAACCUCUGGGAAACCUUCACGAACUUGAAAUAUGAAGUUAGGAAUAAAAAUGAUCUUACAUGUGAAGAAAUCUUGGAAUUAAUGUACAGUGUUUCUAAAGAAGAUCAUAGCAAAAGGAGCAGUUUUAUUUGUGUGCUUCUAAGCCAUGGCGAGGAAGGAAAAAUUUUUGGAACAAAUGGACCUGUCGAUCUGAAAAAAUUAAUAGGUUUCUUCAGAAGGGAUUGUUGUAUAAGUCUAACUGGAAAACCUAAACUUUUCAUUAUUCAGGCUUGCCGAGGUACAGAACUGUACUGUGGUAUUGAGACAGACAGUGGUGUUGAGGAUGACAUGGCCUGUCAGAAAAUACCAGUUGAGGCGGACUUCUUGUAUGCAUAUUCUACAGCACCUGGUUACUAUUCCUGGUGAAAUUCAAAGGAC
Molecule: messenger RNA, 674 nt
Organism: Kogia breviceps (pygmy sperm whale)
Lineage: Eukaryota; Metazoa; Chordata; Mammalia; Artiodactyla; Physeteridae
Source: RefSeq, a predicted model, not a curated record